This is a messenger RNA of Triplophysa dalaica, 2949 nucleotides long. It is a transcript of the gene tgm2l, whose product is annotated as transglutaminase 2, like. Gene Ontology annotation, molecular function: protein-glutamine gamma-glutamyltransferase activity. Bases 474 to 2669 code for a protein of 731 amino acids. The transcript has 12 exons. The record is from RefSeq and is a predicted model, not a curated record. NCBI's taxonomy places the organism in Eukaryota, Metazoa, Chordata, Actinopteri, Cypriniformes, Nemacheilidae. Gene Ontology annotation, biological process: peptide cross-linking.
CCCCUGUAUGUGGCCCUGGCUCUUACGGAAAAAAACACAGGUUCCAGCAAUAAGGUAGUUCCAGAAAUGAUGCGGGUUGUAGUAAAUUCCCAAGCCAUGAUUCUUUUUCCAUGAAGGAAAUAUUGACCAAGCCGGAGGUUGAGCAGUGUUUGUCUGUGCAUACAUACACACAGAGAUCAGUCUCUGUAUACACUUGUACCUCUUGCUGCUUGAGGAUGUUGUGUGUAUGUGUGAUGUCAGAGGUCAAGAAGGCCACAGAGAAGAUGUGUGAGUCAGGGUGUGUCUUACAGUAAGCAGGAAAGUGAUAGAAAAAGGGCAAAGUAAACGACAGAGAUGGCGUGGGGCAUCAAGGGCGUGGAUCUUUCACUAUAAAAAGGACUGGAAAGUAGUUCUCUCAGACAAGUACAGAAAUUUACAGAAAACAUCAAAAACAGGAUUUUACAAAGACAUCACUGAAUACUGGCAAGAAUUAUAUGCCAAUGGCCAACCAUAAGGCUAUACUGAGUGAUAUAGACCUCCAGUGUUAUGAAAAUAACCAUGCUCACCGAACAGAGGAGAUGGACAGGGAGCGUCUGCUGGUGCGCAGAGGUCAGCCAUUCUCUGUGGUGCUGCAGUGUCCAGAGCAAACUCCACAACCCCCAGACCAACUGCUCAAUAUCAUACUACACCUGGGUAAAAAUAAAGAAGUGAUCCUGAAGGUGUCCGACUCAGAGCAGGAUCAUGAGAAAUGGUGGUUCAGCCGGCGUAAUGCUCAGGGUGAAGUGAUGCUGACCCUCCACAGUCCUGCUGAUGCUUCAAUAGGAUUGUACAGCAUGACUGUGCUUCUGCUGUCAGCCGAUGGUCAGAUUCUGGAGCAAACUGAGUCUCAGACCUUCCACCUGCUUUUCAAUCCGUGGUGCAAAGAGGACUCUGUGUACCUCCCGAGUGAGGAACGGCUGCAGGAGUACAUUUUAAAUGAAAAUGGGAUCUUGUAUCAGGGCUCCUGGGAUGAUAUCACCACCAUGCCCUGGAACUUCGGACAGUUUGAAAAAGACGUGGUGGAUAUUUGCUUUGAAGUGCUGGACAAUUCACCAGCAGCGCUGAGGAAUUCAGAGAUGGACCACAUCAACAGAGCAAGCCCGGUUUAUGUUAGCAGAACCAUUACUGCCAUGAUAAAUGCUAAUGAUGACCGGGGAGUUGUGGCUGGACGUUGGGAUGGAGAAUAUAGUGAUGGUGUGGCACCCACACGUUGGACUGGCAGUGUGCCCAUUCUAAGGCGCUGGAGUGAGGCUGGAGGACAAAUGGUGCGUUAUGGUCAGUGCUGGGUGUUCACAGGUGUGGCCUGCUCAGGUGAGAGAAUACAUUGGUUCUUGGCAAUCUCUAAACAAAUGAUUGUUUCCACAGAAGAUUUAAAGAUACUAAUGUGUCCUGUGUCUAACACGCUGUAUUCCCUUUCCACAGUCCUCCGCUGUCUCGGCAUUCCGACAAGAUGUAUAACCAACUACUCGUCUGCUCACGACACAGAUGCCAACAUCUCCGUGGAUUACUUGUUCAAUGACAAGCUUGAAAGUGUGUCUGAAGGAAGAAAAGACACAAUCUGGAAUUAUCACUGUUGGGUUGAGUGCUGGAUGAAGCGUGGGGAUCUUCCAGAAGAUUACGAUGGAUGGCAGGUGUUAGAUCCCACCCCUCAAGAAAGGAGUGAUGGAGUCUUCUGCUGUGGGCCUUGUCCUGUCCAUGCAGUCAAAGAGGGAGAGCUGGGGUUAAAGUAUGAUGCUCCAUUUGUGUUCUCUGAGGUGAACGCAGAUCUGGUCGUCUGGAUUGUUCAUCCCGAUGGGGAACGCUCCAAAGUGUCCCAAAACAGCAAGAUUGUAGGGCAGAACAUCAGCACCAAGAGUGUGUAUGGAGACUUCAGAGAGGACAUUACCGCCAACUACAAAUAUCCUGAAGGCUCCAUGAAGGAGCGAGAGGUUUUUAAAAAGGUAGAAAGGCAAGUGAAUCAGAAUGAUGAAGGCCCAGGACAGCUCGAGCUCUUCAUCAAGCACGCUCCAGCUAUCCACGGGACGGACUUUGACGUGAUCAUAGAGGUGUAUAAUGCUGCCACAGAAGACACAGAUGCCCAGCUCACGGUGACAUCAAAUGGAAUAACCUACAAUAGUAUCAACCGGGGAGAGUGCCAGAAAAAGACAACUACUGUCACAGUUCCAGCACGGAAAGCUCAUAAAGAAGUUUUACGACUUCAGUAUGAUAAUUAUGGACCAUGUGUGUCUGAACAUCACAUGAUAAGAGUCACAGCGCUCCUUCAACCCACUGAUCACAACAUUAUCAUCCUGCAAGAAGUCAACAUUCCCUUGAAAAUGCCAGUGCUCCGUAUCAACAUUAUUGGAAAAGCGAUUGUGUCACGUAAACUGACAGCACACAUCUCCUUCACCAAUCCCUUGCCUGUUAGUCUGCAAGGAGGCGUGUUUACCGUGGAGGGGGCAGGGCUAACGGACGCAAGGGAGAUAAAAACACAUAGCAAAAUUGACCCCGGUCAGGAAGUGAUGGUUAAAUUGUCUUUUAAGCCCACUCGUGAUGGCCUGAGGAAACUGCUCGUCGACUUUGACUCUGAUAGACUGAAAGGCGUUAAAGGAGAAGCCACUAUCAUUGUUCGGAAAAGAAAGAAAAAUAUUAAUGCUGUCCCAGAAAUCUAAAUAAGCAUUCACCUUUAAUAUCUAUACGUUGUUUGGUGUGUUGUAAAUUAUACUAUGAAGGCAACACUUGACGGGCUAACACUGAAAAAUAUGUUUGGUUUUGGUAUUUUUACAGAGUUGCAUUUUCUUAAUGUUUACCAUGUUGGCUUUGCAUACUUUCAUGCCAGCUUUGAUCAUAAUAAUAGAAAUAUUUGUAUAUUUACCCAGUCACAUAAAUGCAUGGUCACCUUUGCUUUAAAUGUUAACACAAAGCAAAUAUAUGAUCUAUGUAUUUUGCAAU